Melitaea cinxia (Glanville fritillary) is the source of this 1135-nucleotide messenger RNA. RefSeq lists its product as uncharacterized. The record is from RefSeq and is a predicted model, not a curated record. NCBI's taxonomy places the organism in Eukaryota, Metazoa, Arthropoda, Insecta, Lepidoptera, Nymphalidae. Bases 32 to 1018 code for a protein of 328 amino acids. The transcript has 2 exons.
UGAUAACUAUAACGUGAGGUAUAAUAGAGAUAUGAAAGAGAGACUAAUUUUACAAGAUAAUAAUGAUAAAGAGAGACGUGUCAAUGACAAUCGAGAAAGUAUUAACUUUGAAGAAACAAACAGACGUGUGAAUAUAUUUGAUUCUAGGAAUAACAACGAUCCAAGAAAGUUUCAGAGAAAUUGGCUACGUGUUCGGCGCAGUUUUAUUGGACGAUCUUUAGAAAGCGAUAAUGAAAGAAGUACUCGAGAUAAUUUAUCGAUGGCACAUUCUCAGGGAAGAGACCAGAUAAGGGGAUCUCGAAAAAUACGACGAAACAUUGACAUGUCAUCGGACAACAUUUUGAGACGUAAUCGCUUAACGUAUAGCUUAGUUUCCAAAUUAAGUGGGACAGAUGAAACUAGACGAAAAUUAGCUUAUUCGCGAUUCCUUAACGAAAAUGUUAUAUUUGGAAGACGACAGCCAGCUAAUCGACGUGAUCAAAAUUAUGAUAAAAUUCUUGACAUCGGUAAUGUACGACGCAGCUUAGGAAAACAGCGUCGUCUACGGGAAGACGAAAAUAGGAUGACCACUAGAAAGAAUAUACAUGUUAUAACAUCACGGCGAAGUAUACUAAUUGAUGGAACAAGUACUGAAAAUGUUAAUUAUGAAAGAUCACGCAGUGUAAGAAAUAGAGAACGUUCAAUAAAUAAUCGCCUAUUAACUCGAAAAGUCGACGACGAAAGGAGAAAAACUAAACAAAGUCAGGAAGAUAGAUCUUUCAAUACGCGACGAUUAGACACGAUAAACGAAAAUCGGUAUUCUGUGACAGACUUUUACGGCAGCGAAUCAUCUAGGACCCAUAAGACUCAUUAUGGAAGUAAUGUCUUCGAAAUCAAAUUGCAAUACCUAUUUUACGCGCUGCAGUUUGCAUACUUACUUAGUGUUCUUAUGCAGAUUCCCAAAAUCAAUGAAAAAAACAAACAAAGGAAUAGGAUUUUGGCGUGGUUGACACCUGCAGAAUAUAUCAAAAUUGAUUGAAAUAAUUUUAUCCCAACGUUUGCCGAUCGAUCUUUAGGAAAAAUGUACACAAAUAUUAUUCAAAUGUUUAUUAGCAACUUAUAUUUAGCUAAAAUAAAAAUAACUAUUUACUAAAAA